Messenger RNA from Pochonia chlamydosporia 170, 150 nucleotides. RefSeq lists its product as hypothetical. The transcript has a single exon. The coding region runs from base 1 to 150 and encodes 49 amino acids. NCBI's taxonomy places the organism in Eukaryota, Fungi, Ascomycota, Sordariomycetes, Hypocreales, Clavicipitaceae. The record is from RefSeq and is a predicted model, not a curated record.
AUGUCUGGGGUUUCCGAUUGCCGAGGGUUGCUGUGUUGGGAACUUGGGAUGUGGAAUUGGCAUGGUGUAAGUCAAUAUGAACGUAGAAGUUACAGUCUGUACCAAAGUCUACCACUACCUAGAGCCAAAUAUUCGACUGCACUACAAUAG